Molecule: messenger RNA, 807 nt
Organism: Phlebotomus papatasi
Lineage: Eukaryota; Metazoa; Arthropoda; Insecta; Diptera; Psychodidae
Product: vasotab
Exons: 2
Coding region: 104-373 (89 amino acids)
Molecular function (GO): protein binding
Source: RefSeq, a predicted model, not a curated record
ACAAUGAGUAAAUUUGUUGGGAUUGACAAUAAAUAAAGAGGCAAAUCCAUACGGAUAGUUUAGUCUGUUGUUAAUCUCUGCAAGCAACAGUUGCGGAUCAACAAUGAAGUUUCUGUGCAUUUUUGCUUUAGUGGCUCUAUUUGUGGCUCUGUCCGUUGGUGCACCAGCCCAAAAGACCAACUUCAACGAAUGUCUGAAGGCCUGCGGAUAUCACUAUUCCCCAAUUUGUGCUGGUCCCAAGGAGGGAGCUGAGAAACCUCAAACAUUCGGCAAUAUGUGCGCCCUUGAGACCUAUAAUUGUGAACACAAAACCGAGUGGGAGGUGAAAUCCCAAGGAGAAUGUCCAGGUGGUGGCGCCAUUAGAUUGCAGUGAUAUCCAUUUCCUCAAAAAAUUCCUCUCUAUACCACAAAAAAAAUUUCCCACAUAAAAUCAAUUUCUUCCACCAAACAAUUUACGUUCAAUUGAACUUCCAUUUGAGUUGGAAAUCAACAGACGAAAACACCCUCUGACUCACAAUAGUGAUCCAUUAGAUAAGAGUUAAUAUAACAUUGUUUGCAAAAAAAAAAAAUGUAGAGAUAAACUCAUUGGAUUUCCAGCAAAAUUCCUCACGCAGUCAGUGUUAUUGGAAGUGUUUUUGAGACACUGACCGAAGAGGGAAGUCAGGAAAACUAAAUUAGAGAUUGGUCAGGAGACAACCUAAUUGUGCACAAGUUUGUGAAUUCGAUAUACCGUCUGUAUUACUAUCGAGUGUUGUACAUCUAAUUUUGAUUUGAGUGAUGAAUAAAAAAAAACGUUGAACAACACCA